Molecule: messenger RNA, 1695 nt
Organism: Vigna radiata var. radiata (mung bean)
Lineage: Eukaryota; Viridiplantae; Streptophyta; Magnoliopsida; Fabales; Fabaceae
Product: probable arabinosyltransferase ARAD1
Exons: 2
Coding region: 9-1166 (385 amino acids)
Molecular function (GO): glycosyltransferase activity
Source: RefSeq, a predicted model, not a curated record
UGGGGAAGAUGGCGUGUGACACAAACCUUGCUCUCUUAAAGGUGUUCAUGUAUGACUUACCUCCAGAGUUUCACUUUGGGUUAUUGGAUUGGAAGGGGAACGCGAACCAAACAUGGCCUGAUGUGAAUAAUCCAAAACAGGUCCCUUCAUAUCCAGGUGGGCUUAACUUACAGCAUAGUGUGGAGUACUGGCUCACUCUUGAUCUUUUGUCAUCAAACAUUGCAAAAGUUUUUAGGCCUUGUUGUGCUAUUAGAGUGCAGAAUGCAAGUCAAGCAAAUGUGGUUUUUGUGCCAUUUUUCUCAUCUUUGAGUUACAACCAACAUUCCAAAAUUCAUGGUAAGGAAAAAGUUAGUAUUAACAAAAUGCUGCAAGAGAGAUUGGUGCAGUUUCUAAUGGGGCGGGAAGAAUGGAAACGUUCUGGAGGGAGGGAUCACGUGAUUGUGGCCCACCAUCCUAACAGUAUGGUUCAUGCAAGAAGAAAGUUGUGUUCUUCCAUACUCGUGCUUGCAGAUUUUGGUAGAUACCCUUCUAAAAUAGCAAAUAUUCAGAAGGAUAUAAUAGCUCCAUACAGGCAUCUAGUAAACACUACACCAAGAGCUCAAUCAGCUUCAUAUGAGGAACGUUCUACACUUCUAUAUUUCCAGGGGACAAUAUAUAGGAAAGCUGGAGGAGCUGUUCGCCAUGAACUAUAUUACCUCCUCAAAGAUGAGAAAGAUGUGCAUUUUACGUUUGGAAGCAUAAGAAGAAAUGGGAUUCAGCAGGCAAGCAAAGGCAUGGCCUUAUCCAAAUUUUGCCUAAACAUUGCUGGAGAUACCCCAUCCUCUAAUCGCCUCUUUGACGCCAUUGUGAGCCACUGUGUACCUGUGAUCAUCAGUGAUAAAAUUGAGCUACCAUUUGAAGAUGUUUUGGACUACUCAGAAUUUAGCUUAUUUGUCCGUGCCUCGGAUGCUGUGAGGAAAGGCUACCUGCUGAAUCUUCUUCGUUCAAUCAAGCCAGAGAAAUGGACCAAGAUGUGGGAAAGGUUAAAGAAUAUCACACAACACUUCGAGUAUCAAUAUCCAAGCCAGCCUAGAGAUGCAGUGAAUAUGAUUUGGGAGGAAGUUGCACAUAAGAUACCUUCCCUACAGUUAAAUUUGCACAGGAAAAAUAGAUACCAGAGAUCUUAGCUUCUUGUCAAGACACUGAAAUGUCAAUCAAGGACCUAGGAAUAGGAGACUGAAGGAUUUAGUUUUACUUAUUUUCAACUAACAAGCUUAGCUCCCUCCCUUGUCACAAAUUUUCAGGGAAUCAUUUUUUUAUGUUCUUGAUGAUGGUUGUUUUUCUUUUAAAUUUCAUGAGAUAAUCGAAGCGAGAUACCCGUAUAAGGUACCAUGCUUUUUCUUCCUUUAGAUUUUGUAAGAUGAUUCAGAAACAAUGAUCUAACUGUCGUCGAAGUACCACAGCAAAAAGAAGCAAGUUUUAACUUCAUUCACAGGUACUUUUUUUUCCCGAGUAGAACCGAUACAAGAUCAUAUUGACUAGCAUCGUAUUAUACCCCGUGGCUUUUGUAUUGUUUAUGGAUUGGUGUGCAAGAAAUUUAAAUGGCAAAGGUUAAUUUUCAAAUGGGAACUUCAUUUUAUUUAUUUGGUGCAAGUAUGUAAUAUGGAUAGGUGAGCAAUAGAAUAAUUAACACUGUCUCCAAAUUAGGAUAAUUUC